This is a messenger RNA of Talaromyces rugulosus, 1128 nucleotides long. RefSeq lists its product as uncharacterized. Bases 1 to 1128 code for a protein of 375 amino acids. NCBI's taxonomy places the organism in Eukaryota, Fungi, Ascomycota, Eurotiomycetes, Eurotiales, Trichocomaceae. Gene Ontology annotation, molecular function: dioxygenase activity. The transcript has 3 exons. The record is from RefSeq and is a predicted model, not a curated record.
AUGGCUCCAUCAGCAAUUGAAACUAUUACCCCGGAGACUGCUAAAGUCCCCAUCAAGCCCUGGACGCGUCCACCCCCGACGACAGCUGAUCUCGAAUGGGCACCUCUCGUCGAGAUCGAUCUGUCGCGGUUCGACGAGCCCGGUGGUAAAGAGGAGCUUGCCCGGCAGCUCUACGAUGCCGUGACGCGCGUUGGCUUCUGGGUUGUCGUUGGCCAUGGAAUCGACGAUGAACGUGUGCUGCGUCAGUUCAGUUUUGGGAACUCUUUCUUCAAGGAGCCGCUCGAAGAAAAACGGCGCUUCCCGUGCAACUUUGCCGAUGGCGAAUAUUUUGGAUACCGCGAGAACUCGAGAUGGGUUGGCGACACGGGUGUAAAGGAGAAUGUCGAGAUGCUGAAUAUUCCCAAGGCAAUCCCCGUUUGGGACAAUGUUCCCCGCCACAACAUUGUGGAACAGAACUACGAGGAGAUUGCCAGUUUUCACCGUGACCUGUUUGACAAGGUCGCACGCAAGCUCUUCGUCCUCAUGUCCAUCAUCCUCGAACUGCCCGAGGACUUUCUGGCCAAAGCUCAUGGCUAUGACGAGACAUCCGACGAUCACCUGCGGUAUAUGAUCUACAACCGACGAACCCAGGAAGAAUGGGAUCGUGCACAGGCAUACUCGAAAGGUGGCCACACAGACUUUGGAAGUCUCACUUUGCUCUUCUCCCAGAACGUGGCGGGCCUCCAGAUCCGCACGCCUGAGGGCCAAUGGAAAUCGGUUAAACCUGUCGAAGGAGGUAUUACAUGCAAUAUCGCCGAUACCUUGACUUUCCUCACCAACGGAUUUUUGAAAUCCACAAUCCACCGCGUUGUCACGCCGCCACCUGACCAGCUUGACAUCUCCCGUUUGGGACUGCUAUAUUUCGUUCGACCGGGAGACAACACUGCCAUGAGGACUGUUCCUUCGCCCUUGCUUGAGAGAUUGGGUCUCUUGAGCGAAGAGGAUAAGAACUCUAAUAAGCCGGUCCCCUCGGGCACCGAAUAUGUUCGGGCUCGUGUCAGGGACGUGCACUACAAGACUGUGUUGGAUAAGCGCGAGGGCACAUCGUUUGAGUUCAAGGGUCUCAAAGUGCAGAAUUAUUUUGACUAA